CGAAUAUGACAAUGGUUUUUGCUGCUAGGCCUUCGGAGAUCUGGUUUUGUAGAAAACCAGGUCUUCGAAGGUCUAGCCGCAAAAACCAUUGUCAUAUUCGGAAUCAGCAUAGUCGAUAACCUAUUCUCCCCUAGAUUUCAACAAAAAAGCGAGCGGACACUUGGGGCAGUUCCCUCGUAAGUACCGAGUGUGGUUACGUCUGGUAUGCACUCUUAAAGGAAAUUCACGUCGCUACCAUAAGCCAUUCUGCAGAUUUGUGAAAAGGCAUUUUGCGAAACGUGAUCCUUUCCUUACAUCUGACAUGAAGGCUUUGUUUACGAUCAGUUACAGAAAAUGAGACUUGUGUCGAGUUUAGUCUUUGACUACAACUGAGUUCAGCUUUAGCGUAUUUUAGGUGCAUGGAUUUUGACAGCGGGCCUAAAUAACGGUGUGUCAAAAUUGGUUGGGGAAGGUAUUUCUCGUUAUCGUCUACUGGCAAAACAUCCUAAACGAGUCACGGCUAUUGGCUUAACAAUGUGGGGAAGUUUGACGGAUGAUACAAGAGAGCUGUUGAACGAACACUCGAAGUCGCCAAGUAAUUCUAAAGUACUAACUUUGGGAGAUAGUGAAACGUUGGAAUGGAACCACACACAUUUUCUUUUACUCGAUGAUGGUCAGCUACGUGGUUAUUUGAGUGAUUUACAGCGAUCAUCAUUCGUGCAAGCUGCUGUGGAUGAUAGAAGUUAUCCGGUAACAAUUAUUGUCGAAGGUGGUAAACACACGCUAGAAGUAAUAGUUAGUGAUCUCGGUGCAUACCGACCAGUGGUCAUCAUUCAGAUUAUGUUGAAAGAAAAUCGACGUUUUUUAAAUGUGUUCCGAUUAGAUCGAGAUACGAAUUUUGCCGAUUCCGUCUCUAAAGCUAUAUUUUCUGCGUAUACUGGAAAUACGAAUGCUAAUUUGAAUGAGUCCCGAAGCCGAUCAGUCAAAUGGGACUGUCUUGAUGCAGCAAAAGAAUUAUUUGAGCGAAAACGAAACAGAGACGAAGAGAGCAAAAUUAAAAAAAAUACCCCGAAGUCGCCAUCGUCACAAAUCGUGCAAUCUGCCAGAGUUCCACCGCUUUCAGGAGUAUCAGAAAGUGUCGAUGAUGAUAAUUCAAGUUUAUUCACAACCGCUCUCAAAGAAAAAAAGUCAGCAUUUGUCGAUUAUUUUUUACGUACGGGUGUUAAUCCGUGUAGUUGUUGUGUUCAGAACGGCAUUUUACAAUGGUACGAACAUUCCUUCUCGGAACCUGAUGAGACCGAUUAUAUUACUCUAAGAACGACCUUCGAUAGAAAGAGCGCACCAACAUCAUUUCAACAAUUAAAUAAAGUUUAUGCUCAAUGGAUAGGUUCAUUUAUGGAUGAUCUUUAUGUUAUUCCCGAUAAAAAAGGAUUCAGAAACGUUCGCCGAUUUGGACAUGACAUAUCUGAUUAUUGUACGAGUCUUCUGAGACACUUGUGCAGUUGUUGUCCAUUUAUCAAACCAUAUCAUAAACUAACCGACAAAUCGAAUGAUGUAGAACUAAGACUAACUAAGAAUCAGAUGCAAGCGUCCGGUGAAACAAACGAAUGGACAGAACAGUAUAAAAAUCGCUACACCAAAGAUGAAAUGAUUCGAGAUUUAUUUCUCUGGAGUCUAUUUACGACUGAAAUUGACAUGGCCAAAGUAUUUCUAAAACAUCUGAAACCAAGAAUAUGUGCAGCACUCAUCGCUACACGCAUCUAUAAACAUUUUUCAAAACAAGCACCGAAUGCUUUUGCACAACAAAAACUCAAGGAACAAGCUGAGGAGUUUGAAGAAUUUGCUACCGAAUGUGUCGAAACAUGUUACGCACACGACGAGAAGAUGACGUGUGAAUUGUUAAUUCGUGAAGUGCCUCUAUUUGGAAAUGUUACUUGUAUGCAGGUUGCAGUAGCAGGUGAAUGUGCCAAGUUUUUUGCAACACCAUGUGUUGACGAAUUAUUGAAUCAAAUUUGGUACGAUAAAUUGACAUUGACAAAUAUCAGAAGUUUAACCCAACCCUUGAUUUUGGUUAACCUAUUGACGCUUGGUUUACUUGCGUCUUGUUGGAUGCCAUAUCGAAACAUAGACAUACAAAAGCAUGACCAGACAACGAUUCUACAGCCUCAAAUAACGGAUAAAGAAGCUGUUCCAGAUAAAAACAAUUACAUGAUGUUAUAUAAAUUUGAUGCUCCGAGUGAGACCGAAGGACGGAUGCAUUGGACUGAAAUAUACGUUAUCAUUACAAUAUCAGCAUUACUAUGUGAAGAACUACGACAGCUCCACGAUUUAUCAGCAUUUAUUUACAUCAUAUUUAUAUUUAUUGCUGCUUAUGGCGUGGUAUCACGAUCCAUGAUCAGUUAUGGAAAUGUAGAUUUCAGCGGUCGGGGCAUUUUUAGUAAUAUUCUUUAUCCGCCCUACUGGUUCCUUUAUGGGAAUACUGGAGACGAACUUUCAACACUUGACAAUAUGAUCAAUGGCGAUAAUAGUACAUCGACCGGUGUUGCAGAAGCUACAGCCACUCAUGUUCUCCUUGCAAUCCACACACUAUUCAUUCAAAUUUUGCUUCUAAAUUUACUCAUUGCUGUAUUCAAUAGUACAAUUGUCAAAGUUGAAGAAAAUACCGAAUUUUUUUGGCGUUACCAAAGAUAUUCAUUUGUGAGAAAAUAUUUCGAACGGCCAUUGUUCGCCUAUCCUCCACUGAAUAUUAUAUCAUAUUUCUUUUGGGCUCUAAAUAACGGUAUUAAACGAAUUCGUCGUUUAGAAUGUUGGGAAAAUCGAGUGGAUGAUGCGAAUAUUAAACGUAAACAUUUGACGCAAAUGAUUGCAAAUGACCCGGAAAAAUCUGAUGCAUGGAAUGAAUUUGAGAAUGCUGCAACAUAUUAUUACGUACAAAGUGCAGUAGAAAAGAAAAAAAUACAAGCAGAAGAGAGUGCAUUUAGUGAUCCGAUACAAAAAACAGAAGUCUCUCGUGAUAUGGAAGCAAGCAUUAGAAAUUUGAAAAUGGACGUACUCAGUACUCGAAUGGAUGUUCGACGCCUCACAUAUGACUGGCAUAGAUUCAAUGAACUAUUAAUUCUGAGUUUACAAGAGAUAAUGCAGACAGAUUCACCUCGAAAAGUACAGAAAAUGAAAUUAGAACGCAGUGCUGGUAUUUUAUUGCAUGUGACAUCAUUACCAAGUAAAUAUGGUAUUGGUGACUUUGGUCCAGAAGCGUUUCGGUUUGUUGAUUUCCUUCAUGAAACCAGACAACUUCUGUGGCAAAUAUUACCAUUAACAAAUACGGAGUAUCCAUCACCUUAUUCAGGUAUGUCUGCGUUUGCAGGUAAUCCAUUAUUAAUUUCGCCUGAAAAGCUCUUCGAUGAUGGUUUACUAAAUGAGGAAGAUUUGAACAGCGUGAUAAUUGACAUGCAAGAAACUGAAAACGAUCAUGUCGACUUUAACCGUGUUAAAAAAUUAAAAUAUCAACUUUUGACGAAAGCGUAUGAAACAUUUAAAAGGGAUCAACGACAACAAUCACAACUUGAAAGUUUUAUAAAUUCAGAAAAAUAUUGGCUCGAUGAUUAUUCAUUGUAUGUAGCAUUAAGGAAAGUGCAUAAGAAUGUAACAUGGUCAAAAUGGGAUCAAAAUUUAAGAGAACAUGAUAAAAAUGCAUUAGAUACGUUUAAAACUGCAAAUAUUGAUACAAUUAAUAGUCUGAUAUUUCAACAGUACUUCUUUUACAAACAAUGGAAUGAACUAAAAAUGUAUGCAAAUAAACUAGAAAUAAAAAUUAUCGGAGAUAUACCGAUAUAUGUUAGCUAUGAUAGUGUCGACGUUUGGGCAAAUCCAUCAGUAUUUCAAUUAGAUAAGGAGACAAGACUGCCGACAGCUGUUUCUGGUGCCCCGGCUGACUUAUUCUCACCGGAUGGCCAAUGCUGGAAUACCCCGCUGUAUGAUUGGGAUGGUCAACUAAAACACACGAAUUAUGAUUGGUGGAUUAAACGACUGAAGAAAGCAUUAGAAUUACUAGAUAUUGUUCGAAUUGAUCAUUUUCGUGGUUUUGAAGCCUACUGGUCUAUCCCCGUUGAUUCUAAAACUGGAGAUCCAAGUCCGCCAGGACAGGGUGAGUGGAUUAAAGCACAUGGUAAUGAAUUAUUCAAAGCUGCUGAGAAAGCACUGGGACCACAUUUACCGAUAAUAGCUGAAGAUCUUGGGUAUUUAACUCAAGAAGUAUUCGAUAUGCGUGAUAAAUUUCAUUUUAUGGGUAUGAGAGUGCUUCAUUGUGCAUUUGUUAAUGAAGUAAAAAGUAAAAUAUAUUUACCUCAUAAUUAUAUUAAAAACUGUUGUGCUUAUACGGGAACACAUGAUACUGAUACUACUAAAGGAUGGUUUCAAAAUGCAUCAAAGGAAGAAAAAGAAAAAAUUAUCAGUUAUUUACAGCGCGAUCCCACUCAUACUAAAGAAAACAUCAAUUGGUAUUCUAUACAACUCAUAUUAUCGUCUGUUGCUGCCAUAGCUAUUAUACCUUUCCAAGACAUUCUUGGUCUAGAUAGUAAAUCAAGAAUGAAUGAUCCAGCUAACGGUAAAGAUGAAACAAACUGGACAUGGCGUUUUUACUGGGAUAUGUUAACCGAACAAAUGAAACAAAGAUUAGCAUUACUAACAAUUACUUACGGAAGAUAA
This is a messenger RNA of Didymodactylos carnosus, 4683 nucleotides long. NCBI's taxonomy places the organism in Eukaryota, Metazoa, Rotifera, Eurotatoria, Philodinida, Philodinidae. The record is from the annotation of a GenBank genome assembly.